Messenger RNA from Actinia tenebrosa (Australian red waratah sea anemone), 1063 nucleotides. RefSeq lists its product as uncharacterized. NCBI's taxonomy places the organism in Eukaryota, Metazoa, Cnidaria, Anthozoa, Actiniaria, Actiniidae. The record is from RefSeq and is a predicted model, not a curated record.
AUAGUGCUAUCCAGGCUUCGUACAACCGGGCCCUGGGGGACAAAACAAUGGAUUUUUUUUUUGCAUAAGAAAAGAUUCCCUAAUUAUGCUAAUUUUUUCUAUAAAUAUAGGUAGCUUUUCCCAUAAACAUAGUUAUUGUAGAGUUGUAGAGUUCUCCAGUUCUUGUAAGACCUAAGGCCUGAAGCGUCAAUAAAUUCCUCUAGGAAUUCAAUGCAAGGSGCCUGUUGAGGAUUUCGAUUGACGAUCUUACCAACGAUGUCAUCGCCACAGAUAUUKUUCAUAUGCAUGUAUAGCUUCUCGAAAUUUUCUACUUACGAUCCAGCUAAUGAUAUCCAAAAUUCAAAAAUAAAAACCACGAUGAGGCUGAAAACAAGGUUAUGCUGUUUCCAGGGUGUUUCCUACCUUUAACAAAGCUAAAAUGUAUUAGUUUCAUCCGAAGACGAAUGAGAGAUGAUAAGAUUUGAUUUUUGUGGGGAUGGAUUUUUCAUUAGGCAUGUACCUGACUUGGCGKACUGCCUUGGUAAUGUCAGUAUACAUGUGUUUUCCUAGUAUACAUGGAUCGGAUAUUCAUUGCCGAGAUGUUCCUGUCGGCAUGCAGAAUAACGUCAUACCAGCUGACAAGAUUACAGCAUCUUCAGGGACWGCAGGUGACCAGGCCAGACUAAACUACACUAAUGGACCAUCGUGGUGUGCURUGGGAAAUGAUGAUAAYCCUUAUCUACAGAUUGACUUAGRGACCCCCCACAUCAUCUGUGCUGUGUCAACACAGGGUGACCACCAGGCGGAACAAUGGGUCAAGACUUUUMAGCUCAAUUAUUCUGAUGAUGGAAAAGCUUAUUAUUCAUACACUGAAGACGGGAAUACACAACAGUUAUUUUAUGGUAAUGUGGAUAAUUCAGGGAUCGUCAAGCAGAUUCUSUAYCAAGGAAUCAUUGCCCGAUAUCUACGUAUCSUWCCCAWGAUGCACCACGGRGCUGYUUGUAUGAGAGCUGAGAUAUAUGGAGUACAAAUACAGYCAGGUAAUAGAGAUACAUGGUUUAUGUUUUUCUCUUUUAUGCUGUAA